CAGCUGCGCUGAGGAAGUGUGCAGCCCCUUCGCGGGCCGGACUUCAGCUGAGCACGUCCCCCACGUCCUCUCCUGGCCACUUAUUAUUUAUUCAUUUCCCCGCAAAAGCAAACAAGGAUCCAAGUUUUAAACUUUCCCUCCCUCCCCGCUAAUGCGAGAGGGGGCCAGAUCCUAUCCAACACACAGUUUAAGUUUCAUGGGGCUCUGGGAUCAAAAGAACAGAAACAGCAACAACAAAAGCCCAGCCGCUGUCUCAUUUAAAACUGGCAAAGCGGGGGAAAUAAAGUGUUGAGUAAACAGACCGAGUUGGGUACUUGAUCUACUGAGACCAAGAAUGGUGAAUGACUACUAGGAAGGGAGAAUUAAUCUGAAAAAAUGUUCAAAGGUUUCAAAGUAACCAUGGGGAGCUUCAAAGGCCAUGCCCUCCCCGGAACCUUCUUUUUCAUCAUGGGUACUUGGUGGGCUAUAAAGAGCAUUCUGAAGUAUACCUGCAGAAAGCAGAAGCGGACUUCCUACCUGGUUUCCAAAGCAUUAUUCUAUCGAAUUGAAAUUUUAGAGGGAAUCAUAAUAAUCGGCAUGGCUCUAACUGGUAUAGUUGGGGAGCAGUUCAUUGUUGGAGGGCCCCACCUGUCCUUAUAUAACUAUAAAGCAGGCCAGUGGGUCCAACUCCUGAGCUGGCAUCAUUGCACCAUGUAUUUCUUCUUUGGGCUGAUGGGAAUGACAAACAUCUUAUGUACCACCAUCAGUUCACUGCCUGCUUCUUUAACCAAGUUAAUGAUGGCAAAUGCUUUAUUUGUGGAGGCUUUUAUUUUCUACAACCACACUCAUGGCCGGGAAAUGCUGGACAUCUUCGUGCACCAGCUGCUGGUCUUGGUCAUCUUAUUGACAGGACUCAUUACCUUCCUGGAGCUCUUCGCACGCAGCAACUUAAUUCUGGAGCUUCUGCGAUCAAGCUUUAUCUUGCUUCAGGGGAACUGGUUCUGGCAGAUUGGUUUUGUCCUUUAUCCUCCCAGUGGAGGUCCUGCAUGGGAUGCAACGAAUCAUGACAACAUUAUGUUUCUCACCAUAUGCUUUUGUUGGCAUUAUGCAUUGACCUUUAUCAUCAUUGGAAUGAUUUAUGCCUUUGUUACCUGGCGGACAUCUGGGCCUCAUCUCCUUAGGGGCUGGGCAGUCUCCAAGACCAAAGCCAACAUUCAGGGAGCCCCUCCACUGCAUGGCAGCUCCCUGCCAGAGCGAAAAGAAGACUACUGUCUCUUCUUGUUUCAAAAACCUUCAGACCCCUAAUGAAGUUGUUAUCUACUUACAGUUCUCUAGAAACCAGAAACUCCAUGUUUAUUUUUCAACCUCUGCCCCCCCAGCCCCGCCCUUAACGUUGUGACCACGUAGUUCCCUCUACCUAGUGUGUCCAAAUUAAAUGUCCAUCUCUUCUAUGAAAACUUCUGCGAUUAUUCUAGCUCUGGCUCAUCUUCCUUCGUGAGUUUUUAUAGUACUUUAGUCUCUACCACACCUUUUAACAAUUCUGAUCUAUCUUGUGAUGUUUGUUAUUAGCCUCUUAGUCUCAUCCGUUACCUAGAUUGUAUUGUCUUGAGGAAAAGACCCUUUUCAUAUUUCUCACAGAUCUUGGCACAU
Molecule: messenger RNA, 1629 nt
Organism: Rhinolophus ferrumequinum (greater horseshoe bat)
Lineage: Eukaryota; Metazoa; Chordata; Mammalia; Chiroptera; Rhinolophidae
Gene: TMEM45A
Product: transmembrane protein 45A
Exons: 7
Coding region: 376-1284 (302 amino acids)
Source: RefSeq, a predicted model, not a curated record